Messenger RNA from Pieris rapae (cabbage white), 3722 nucleotides. RefSeq names its product Golgi apparatus protein 1 (gene Glg1). Gene Ontology annotation, molecular function: fibroblast growth factor binding. Gene Ontology annotation, cellular component: Golgi membrane. The coding region runs from base 355 to 3636 and encodes 1093 amino acids. The transcript has 8 exons. The record is from RefSeq and is a predicted model, not a curated record. Lineage: Eukaryota; Metazoa; Arthropoda; Insecta; Lepidoptera; Pieridae.
CUUCUGCAAUAAUCCUGUUGGUGAUAUCGAACAUUUCAUAUUUGUAUGCGAGUGCUUUUCUUUUGACAGAUUGAUUCUUGUAAGUGAAAUUAAUGACAUAGAGAAAAAUCAAGUGAUAGUGCAAGAUCCCUCCCGCCGCCUGAGUGAUAUGUUAAAAAAUAGAUCUUAUUACGUGCCUCUAUAUAAAUUUAUCAAAAAUACAGUGGGAAAAUUAUAAUAAACCAAAUAAAACUACUCAAGACUUGGCCUAAAGGUCUAGAUACCAGGCCAUAAACUCCAAAAAAAAAAAAAAAAUACAAUUUAGCAAAAUAUUAUGUUUGACACGUAAGAAUAGGGUCCUGCCGGCUCCAUAAGAUGCAGAAUUAUUUCAAUAUCUGGUCUUUUCUGUUUUUUGAUUUCUUUUUAUGUGCUUUGAGUGCUCAGCAUGGAACGCUGAAAUCGGCCAUUGAAAGAUAUAAGGAAGAUUUAAGAGAUUGUGGACCCUUUGAUAAACAGUGUUCCCAUUUAGAGGAGGAUUUGGCUCUUUUGUCGUGUACUAUAAACAUUACUCGAAGUAACAAAACUCAGUUGCCAUUUAUAUGCCAACACAAGAUAUGGCUCCAUCAAUUAGAUUUACAUGACAACAAUUUUCUUGAAACUAAAUUGAAAGAAGCCUGUCAGCAGGAACCCAUUAUCUUAGAUUGUUUAAAUUCAAUUGGAAAUAUUGUUGAUUGUGUGUUGAAAAGAAAACCAAGUGUGAACAAUAAAUUAUGUCUUAAAACAAUUAGUAAAAUUGAGGUCUUGAUGUUUAAUGAUUGGCAGAUAACAAAUACCUUUGUUAAAAACUGUUAUGAUGAUAUACAAGCACUAUCAUGUGGUCGAAUACCUCCAGACCCAAAAACACUUUCUCAAAUGCAUACAUUAAGAUGUAUUCAAAAUCAUGAACAAAAAUUAAGACCUGAAUGUCAAUCUGAAAUCACAUCACUUGAAGAAAUUAAAUACAAUUCUCUACUAUUAGAUAAAUUAGUAUUCGCUGUAUGUAAUAUUGAUCAACGAAACUUCUGUUCCGAUGAAGUUCCUGGAUCCCUUUUAAUGUAUAAAUGUCUCAUAAGACAUAAAUAUGAAAAAGGUAUGACAAAAAGAUGUCAAGAUCAAUUAUUUUAUGCUCAAAGAAAUAUUGUAUUGAAUUAUAAAAUGAGCAAAGGUUUGGUAAAGUCUUGUAAAGAAGAUAUUAGAAGAUACCAUUGUCGCAAAGGGGUUGUUGAUGAUAAAGAUGUGCGUCUUGCUCAAAUUUUACUCUGUUUAGAAAAUGUUGCAAGGAAUGGCACUAUUAAUUUAGUGGAAGAAUGUGUGGCUGAGAUGACAGACCACAGAAAGAUGCUUAUGGAUGACUAUAGACUAUCUCCAGAGUUGAUGCAAAGUUGUGCGAAUGAUAUAACAAUGCUAUGUAAAGGAGUUGAAGGUGGUGGUAAGACAAUACAUUGUUUAAUGGAACAUGCAAGACCCAGGAAACGUAAAGAAAGAAGAAUAAGUGCUACAUGUCAAAAGUCACUAGAGAUACUAGUACAAGAGGCCAACCCAGGAGAAGAUUGGAGAGUAGAUCCAAUUUUACGCAAAGCUUGUAAACCAAUUGUUGAUAAAGUUUGUGGAGAAGUUAAUGGGGGAAAUGGUAGAGUAAUGUCAUGCCUUAUGGAAAAACUUGGCACAGCUUUAAUGAGUGCAGAAUGUGAAACAGCACUGAUACAGAUACAAUAUUUUAUAUCAAGAGAUUUUAAGCUGGAUCCACAAUUAUACAGGGCUUGUAGAUAUGAUGCAGUCACUCAAUGUAAGGCUAAACUACAGUGGGCUGAUGCCAGCGAACAUCAGUCUCAAAAAGACCCUCUUAUCUUACCAUGCUUAUAUAAUUAUGCUUAUGACUCAGAGUUAAAAGGAAUAUUACAACCAGCCUGUGAACAACAAAUUAGAAGAGUUAUGAGACAAAGAGCUGUGAGUGUUGAUCUUCUACCAGAAAUAGCAGAUACCUGUAUGGAUGAUUUGGCAAAUCUUUGCUAUGAAAAUACAGGUAAAGGAGAAGAAAUACAAUGCUUACAAAGUAAAAUCAAAGAACUGUCAUCUAAAUGUAAAGAAGUUGUGACGAAUUUUACUGAGACUCAAAGUGGUCAUAUUGAACUGAAUGCCAUAGUUGGUACAAACUGUAGAGUUCCCAUAGAAAAGCUAUGUUCAUCUGAACUUAAAAGUAAAUCAGACGAUGAUGAAGUUUUAGACUGUCUCAUCAGGCAUAAGAAUGAUCCAGAAAUAAAAGCAAAUUUAAAGUGCAGGGCAGCAAUCGAGCAUGAACAGUUGAUCUCAUUGAAAAAUUACAGAUUUACCAGAAAGUUUAAAAAUGCUUGUAAGUCUUACGUAGUAAGGUUUUGUCCAAAAGCACAAACUAAAAGUCAGGUUGUGACUUGUUUAAGUGAAAUAGUCAGAAAUGACACAUUGAGCAAAAGGAAGCAUACAAUUUAUAAAGAGUGUCGUCAACAAUUAAGAAGUCAGCUGUUUCAACAAAAAGAAAAUGUAGACCUGGAUCCAGAACUUAAAGAAGCAUGUAAAAAAGACUUAAAUGCAUAUUGUUCUAACAUUCCUCAUGGAGAAUCAGCUGCUUUAGAAUGCCUCCAGACAGCGAAGUCUGGAUUAAGUGCUCCUUGUAAAAAAGCAAUAUUUGUAGUAAGAAAACAAGAAUUUACAGAUAAUGCAAUAGACUAUCAUUUAAUAACUACUUGUAGCGAUAUGAUAGAUUUAUAUUGUCAUAAUACAGAGCCUACAGUUCUUUUAGAUUGCUUAAAGGCACAUCGUGAUGAAACAGAUUUCAAUAAGAACUGUAAGUAUGUUGUAACAAACAGAAUGAUUGAACAAAACUUGGAUUAUCGGUUUAACAACAACUUACAAAAUGCUUGCAAAGGAGAUAUUCAUAAAUAUUGCUCUCCAAUUAUAUUAAAUGAGCCACGAGAUAUUGAAUUACAAGGAAAAGUACUAUACUGUUUAAAAGAAAAAUUUCGAGAGUUAAAAUUGGAGAAAACAUGUGAGAAUGAGCUUGCAAAUGUUCUUAAAGAACAAGCAUUAAACUACCGUCUUGAUCCUCUCCUUGGAAAACUUUGUAAAGCAGAAAUUCAAACUAUUUGUGCUAUUCCAAAUGAUUCAAUAACAAAUUCAGAUGGACAGGUAGAAGAAUGUUUAAAGAAUGCUCUCUUAAAUCACAAAAUAGUAUCAGCAGAGUGUGCAAGAGAGGUGGUACAAAUUAUAGAAGAAACAGAAGUAGAUAUUGAGGCUGACCCAUUGUUGGAAAGAGCUUGUGCUUUAGACCUACUCAAGUACUGUAAAGAUUUAGAGCAUGGAGCAGGAAGACGUUUAAAAUGCUUAAAGAUCAUUUUAAAUGAUAGUAGUAGAAAGCUUGAAUCAGAAUGUCAAAAAGAAUUGUCAAGUAGACUAGAAAUGUACAGAUAUGUGGCAGCUGUAAAUGUAGUAGAAAAUAUAGGAGAUGUUUAUAAUGAAAUCUCAUCUUCACCUUCAAAAAAGUAUUUCUUAGUUGUAGGUUUUUCAAUUAUAGGUUUAAUUUUUAUAUUUGGAUUAUAUUGUGGUAGAAUAACAAAGAGAGCUAUGUAUGUAAAAAGGAAAUAGAUAAAUUAGGCACAAAUUAAUUAAGUAAUUGAAGACAAAUAAUCUUUAUUAAAAACAUAACUACUUUAAUUAAAAGUUUUCAUCAA